This is a messenger RNA of Prunus dulcis (almond), 1455 nucleotides long. Its product is annotated as transcription factor MYB98. Bases 61 to 1455 code for a protein of 464 amino acids. Gene Ontology annotation, biological process: regulation of DNA-templated transcription. Gene Ontology annotation, cellular component: nucleus. Gene Ontology annotation, molecular function: RNA polymerase II cis-regulatory region sequence-specific DNA binding; DNA-binding transcription factor activity, RNA polymerase II-specific. The transcript has 4 exons. The record is from RefSeq and is a predicted model, not a curated record. Lineage: Eukaryota; Viridiplantae; Streptophyta; Magnoliopsida; Rosales; Rosaceae.
CCAGCCUUCCUUUCUUGAGCUUUUGUUUCUCUUUAGACUCUCUCUCUCUCUCUCCACUGCAUGGAGUUGGAAACAAACUUGAAAGAAUUAGAUAAUUUUCCUUUCCUUUCAAGCCUUUUCUCUGAUUCUUCAACCCCUAUGAAAUUGAAACCAGAGCAUCCUUCCAACACCAACAAUGGGAUUAAUUCCCAACACCCACAACUCUCUUCUUCUUCCUCACCACCACCCAAUUGCAAGCCUUUGUUUUCUUCCCUGGUUCCUCAUUUUGAUCCUCAUCAUCAGCAUCUUCAUCUUCAUCAUCACCAUCAUCAUCAACCGCUUCACGGGUCCCAUUUGAAUCUGAAUUCUCAUUCUCAUGAUGACUUCAAAACCAGUUCUGAUCAUAUCAAUCAUUUCUCUACCAUUGAGGGGUCUUCAUCAAACCCCUUCAGUGGGAUUUAUUACAACACAAAUCCUCAUGAUUUUGUGGCUGUUCCUCUAGCACCUGAUGGUAUCGCCUUUCAUGGUGCUAGGGGGUCCUACUGGGGUGCUCAUCAUCAUCAUCAUCAUCUGGAUGCUCAGGAAAUUCCAGAUGACCAGGCGCAGAUGGGCCCACAAAGCUGCAUACAGCUUCCGCCGUUGAUCAAUUUUGGAGACUUCGGAUCAUCAUCGGCUAUGGCCAUAAGUUUGCCUUCCGAUGAGGUCACAUGCAAUAGCAGCAGCAGCACAGAGAUUGAGUUUUGCAAGAGACUCUCAGCUGUUGAUCAGAAGAAGACCAGGAGGUUGUGUAUGAGAAGACCCACCAGUAGUAAGGUACUGCAAAAGAAACCCUCCAUCAUCAAAGGCCAAUGGACCCCUCAAGAAGACAGACUUUUGGUGCAAUUGGUUGGGAGGUUUGGCAUUAAGAAGUGGUCUCAAAUUGCUAAGAUGCUGAGUGGGAGAGUGGGAAAGCAAUGUAGAGAAAGAUGGCACAACCAUCUGCGGCCUGACAUUAGGAAAGAUAUGUGGAGCGAAGAAGAAGACAAAAUACUAAUCGAAACCCAUAAGCAAAUCGGGAACAAAUGGGCGGAAAUCGCGAAGAGGCUGCCGGGGAGGACUGAAAACACAAUCAAGAAUCAUUGGAACGCAACAAAGAGAAAGCAAAACUCAAAGAAGAAAACCAACAAAGACCCCAAAAACAACAUUAAUCCCCCCGAGAGCUCUCUCUUGCAGGAUUACAUCAGGAGCGUUGUCUCUUCUUCUUCUUCUUUUUCUUCUUCUUCUCAGAUGGGUGGUUCUGUUUCUAAUUUGUUCAAUUUUGAAAGUUAUGGGUUUGGUGGAUCUUUCUUGGUUGACCAGGUAACCGAGGUUGAGGAAUAUCGGGGCAGCAGCAUGGAGGCUGAGAUGCCGUUGGCGUUGGAGAUGCAGGGCCCUGAUGAUGACCAUGUCAAAAAGGAGAUGGAUUUGCUCGAGAUGAUUUGCCAAGGAAAGCUUUAG